Molecule: messenger RNA, 2687 nt
Organism: Malania oleifera
Lineage: Eukaryota; Viridiplantae; Streptophyta; Magnoliopsida; Santalales; Ximeniaceae
Product: la-related protein 1C-like
Exons: 6
Coding region: 337-2040 (567 amino acids)
Molecular function (GO): RNA binding
Source: RefSeq, a predicted model, not a curated record
AAAUUGACACGUAGCCAGAAACCGGGCAUCCCCGGAAGUCUCCAAUGCAAUAGCAAAGAGCCAAACAAGACAAGAGGGGACGGAGAGAGAGAGAGAGAGAGAGAGAGAGAGAGAGGGAUCGUCUCCGUAGCUCGCCUUUGCCUCGUGCUCUUUGCGCAUUCGGAGCCUCAGUGACCCAUCGACGAAUCUUUGGAACUCCCUCACAUUACCCUCUGCUGCUACUCUAAUUCAUCCGAGAUCAUCAUCCUCCCCGGAAAAUUUUUGAUCAUCCGAACCAUUUGUAUCCCACUUUCGUCGCCGAUCAUCUAUAGAUACUCUUCCGAAACCCUAAGCUCGAUGGCCGCCGCCGCUAAUUCAUCCGCAGCCACUCACUCUCCGCGUUAUCCCUCCUCUGUGAACAACCUCAGCAGCCCCCAAUCUCGCCGCGCCUCCAGAGACGUAUCAUCGCCGUGGGCACAGAUUGUCCGCGGUGGCGAGUCCGAGUCGAUCUCCGCCGCCCCCUCCUCGCCGUCAUCGUCAUCGGCGGCCGCCGUUUCCCGGGAGCUAAUCAACCCUUCCUCCGAUUGCUUGCCCGCGAAGGCUUCUACUUCUGACGAUUUUGCGGCCGAGGCCCAACUUGAGAGCCCUGAUAACGCUAACGGUAGCGGCAAUGCUGGCAAGAAGCCAGCUUGGAACAAGCCCUCGAAUGGUGCCGUGGCCGUCGAGGUUGGUCCGGUCAUGGGAGCGGUUUCUUGGCCUGCUUUGUCGGAGUCGGCUAGGACUUCUGCAAAAUCGCCCUCCGAAUCAUUGAAGCCUCCCGCGGAUGGAGCAUCGGUUGCCCCACCACAGGGAGCUGGAAUUGCAUCUUCUUCUUCUCCGUCAUCACAAAAGCAAGUAAUUAAUAAUGCAAAUCCUAAUUCUACUCCAAACCAUGCAUUACCCGCUUGCGAGAAAUCUACGAAGUGCGGUGGAGCAAGCACGCCUUUGCCUUCUAAUAACGGCGUUGCUCAGGUGGCUGCAGUAUCAUCGGGUGCAGUGGUGGAAAUACCUCCAAAUAAUCCUUCUCCAAUAGACCAUACACAUAAGAAUACUAAUUGGGACUCAGCGCAAAGAGGGUCACAAUCUCAUAGCAGCAGUGAUCACCCUCAACAGCGUGGUUCGUUCAGGAGAGGCAAUGGCAGUCCGCAUCCACGAGGAGAUGGUUCUUACCAUCACAAUUAUGGGGCCAGGCGUGACCAUGACCGUGGGAAUCAUGACUGGAAUCCUCAUCGAAAUUACAAUAGUAGAGACACCCAUAUGCAGCCACAAAGAGGUGUUCCGACUCCAAGGGGUUUUAUAAGACCCUCACAUCACUCAUCCACCUUCAUUACUCCCCCACCGGUUCGACCUUUUGGCAGCCCCAUAGGUUUUGAGGUGGCAUCACCACCAAUGGUGUAUAUCCCACAUGAAUCCUUCAGAGGUGUACCUUUUUUUGCUCCGGUACUACCUCAUGCAAUGAUUUUCCCAGCAAUGGAUGCUCAGUUGCAUGCUAAGAUGGUGACUCAGAUAGAGUAUUAUUUCAGUAAUGACAAUUUGAUUAAAGAUGCAUACUUGAGGCAGAACAUGGAUGAGCAAGGCUGGGUUCCUAUUAAAUUAAUAGCAGGCUUCAACAAGGUUAAGAAUUUGACAGAUAAUAUCCAGCUUAUAUUGGAUGCUCUGCGAACAUCAAAUGUUGUGGAAGUACAGGGGGCCAAGGUAAGGAAGCGUAAUGAUUGGAUGAGAUGGGUAAUGCGACCAGUUCAGUUCCCUAUAGUUACAGGCUCUCAGACCUUUGGAAGAUCUAGUAAUGACAUGUUGGCAGCACGUGUCCAGGGUUUUUCACUGGAGGAGAGAACUGAGGGUGUUAGUGCAAGCAGUCAAGCGGAUAUUCGUGCUGAGGCAUUGCUUAGUAGAUCAUUGUCUGGGGAUAUAGUUAACCAGCCACAGCCAUCCAGCAGUGAAGUCAAGGGCCGUGGUGCAGUUCAGAUCGGUUCUGAUAGCUUCAUUUCAUCAAGAAAUUCAAGUAAGCGAGAGUUGUGCUAGAGCGCACAUGAAAAUACAAUAGAGUUCGUGGGAUGCAGGAGGGUAAGCUUGGGAGGAAGGGGGGGGGGGGGGUUUAAUGACGGUGAAAUGUUGAUUUUUCUGGGAGAUGGACCCCCUGGCCCUGCCAUGGAAUGAUAGAAAAAUGAUCCAAAAAGGGAAAAAAGGAUAGAGAAAAAAAAACUGUUAAAAAAACACUAAAGAUAGGCCCAAAAUUGGAGGGGGGCAAAAGGAGUUUGUCGGGAUCAGCAUGGGUUGGUCUUUUUCAUUCGGAAACUUCGAUUUUGCUUCCCCUGGCUGCUCCCCCAGCUUGCUUUUGUUUGUUUGUUUGUUUGUUUUUUUUUUUUUUUUUGUGUUUUUGUUUUUGUUUUUGUUUUUUUUCCCUGAAUCUUUGUGGGGGUCAGGUUACCUCCUUAAUUUAGGAGCCAAACAUGAAAAAUGGAGUGGUGAAAGGACUUUGGCAAAGCUCAUAUGCUUUCACUGGGGAGACGGGGGAGGGUGGGUUUGGUUUGAUGCUGCAAUCCUUGCUUCUUGGCUGUUUCCCUUUUCAUUUUUAAGUAAUUUUGAAUUUUCUGUCCCUCAUGUUGUGAAGGUACAAUCGUAUGUAUACCUUCUUUCCUUUCUUCAAAUUCUUUCUGAAGAUUUUUCCC